AGAGAUGGGCCAGUCAAGCCCAGAAGGUGUUUACUGUACCAGCCUGAGAGGGCAGGAGAAGUCUGUUAGAAGAUUGUCUAAACCAAGGGAAGCAACCGAGAAACUCCGUGUGUCAAAUUAAGAUGAAUGUCCUGGGAUACAGUCAGCUGCCCCAAGGUGCUCCGUCCUUCCAAGGAAGCUAAGAGGCCCACUCAUCAUCCGGCAACUAGCACCGUGCGGGCAGUCCACAACAUGGCUUCCGUCUCUGAGCUCACCUGCAUCUACUCCGCCCUCAUCCUGCACGAUGACGACGAUGAGGUGACAGUCACGGAGGAUAAGAUCAAUACCCUCAUCAAAGCAGCUGGUGUCAAUGUUGAGCCUUUCUGGCCUGGCUUGUCUGCAAAGGUUCUGGCCCAUGUCAACAUUGGGAGCCUCAUCUGCAAUGUAGGGGCUGGUGGAUCCACUCCAGCAGCUGGAGCUGUGCCUGCUGGUGGUCCUGCUCCAUCCACCACUGCUGUCGCAGCUGAGGAGUCGAAAGAUGACAUGGGCUUUGGUCUUUUUGACCAAACUGCUUUUGUUAACAUGUCCAAUAAAGAGCUGAACCUGUCCAAAAAAAAAAAAAAAAGAAUGCAAAUGUUACCAAAAUAAGUAAGUUAAAAACUUUCUGAACAGAUGACAUCAUUUAAAUUGGUUUUGUUCACUAAUGGUAUUUGAGUGAAAAGGACUAUAAAGUAGCCAGUUACUGGCAUGAAUAAGCA
Molecule: messenger RNA, 737 nt
Organism: Mastomys coucha (southern multimammate mouse)
Lineage: Eukaryota; Metazoa; Chordata; Mammalia; Rodentia; Muridae
Product: 60S acidic ribosomal protein P1-like
Exons: 3
Coding region: 127-627 (166 amino acids)
Biological process (GO): cytoplasmic translation; translational elongation
Cellular component (GO): ribosome; cytosolic large ribosomal subunit
Molecular function (GO): ribonucleoprotein complex binding; structural constituent of ribosome; protein kinase activator activity
Source: RefSeq, a predicted model, not a curated record